Molecule: messenger RNA, 3153 nt
Organism: Myotis lucifugus (little brown bat)
Lineage: Eukaryota; Metazoa; Chordata; Mammalia; Chiroptera; Vespertilionidae
Gene: SLC25A27
Product: solute carrier family 25 member 27
Exons: 9
Coding region: 248-1219 (323 amino acids)
Biological process (GO): response to cold
Source: RefSeq, a predicted model, not a curated record
GUGCGGAGGACUACAUUUCCCAGAAGCCUCGCGGGCUCCGCGUUGUUUAUCUGUUCUCAGUCCGCUGGACCACUCCGUCCUGGGGCUGUUAGGAAGGUUGCGGGUUCGCGGGGCCAAGCCAGAGAGGGACGCGGACUCCGCCACGCCCUUGGUCGGUGGAGGAGAGGCCGCCCUGGCCAGGCGGCACGCCAGCUGUGGCGCCCGCGCCGGCCGGAAGGGGUGCAUUGUCGUCCUGUCCUGCUGCUGAAUGUCGGUCCCAGAGGAUGAGGAGAGGCUUUUGCCGCUCGUCCAGAGAUGGCCCCGAGCGAGCAACUUCGUACUGUCGGGCUGCGCGGCCACCGUGGCCGAGCUAGCAACCUUUCCCCUCGAUCUCACAAAAACUCGACUCCAAAUGCAAGGAGAAGCUGCCCUGGCUCGGUUGGGAGACGGCGCAAGAGAAUCUCCUCCCUACAGGGGCAUGGUGCGCACAGCCCUCGGGAUUGUCCAAGAGGAAGGCUUUCUAAAGCUUUGGCAAGGAGUGACACCUGCCAUUUACAGACACGUAGUGUACUCUGGAGGUCGAAUGGUCACAUAUGAACAUCUCCGUGAAGUUGUGUUUCGCAAAAAUGAAGAUAAGCAUUAUCCCCUUUGGAAAUCAGUGAUUGGAGGGAUGUUUGCUGGUGUGGUUGGCCAGUUUUUAGCCAACCCAACAGACCUAGUGAAGGUUCAGAUGCAAAUGGAAGGAAAAAGGAAACUCGAAGGAAAACCACUGCGAUUUCGUGGUGUGCAUCAUGCAUUUGCAAAAAUCUUAGCUGAAGGAGGAAUACGUGGGCUUUGGGCAGGCUGGGUUCCCAAUGUACAAAGAGCAGCGCUGGUGAAUAUGGGAGAUUUAACCACGUAUGAUACAGUGAAACACUACUUGGUAUUGAAUACAACACUUGAGGACAAUAUCAUGACUCACAGUUUAUCUAGUUUCUGUUCUGGACUGGUAGCUUCUAUUCUGGGAACACCAGCUGAUGUCAUCAAAAGCCGAAUAAUGAAUCAACCACGAGAUAAGCAAGGAAGGGGACUUUUGUAUAAGUCAUCCACUGACUGCUUGAUUCAGGCUGUCCAAGGAGAAGGGUUCAUGAGUCUGUAUAAAGGCUUUCUACCAUCUUGGCUGCGAAUGACCCCUUGGUCACUGGUGUUCUGGCUUACUUACGAAAAAAUCAGAGAGAUGAGUGGAGUCAAUCCAUUUUAAGCCCUUAAAGAGACAGUGUUCAGUAUCAGUGAAAUAUGGGCAUCUGCAACACCCCCCUAUUAUUUCUACCUCGUUAGGAAGACACUUUCCACUGCAGAGACUGUGAUUUAUAGGGGAGAGCACUUUGUUUUUCUCUGGAAGCCCGAGUUCCCUUUGACUCCUCUUUGUUCAGAAGCAAUCUGCGUGGAUAACACAGGCCACCCAGUGGACCCAGCAGAGCACUUUCUAAAGACGAAUGCAAGCCUGACCACUUCCCUUGGGAGAUCUGACCUUUGAGACGUUAUUCUGUGCUGAAGAGAAUAACAGGAGAAGUGCCAGUGGGAGACAGCAGCUCAGCUCUGGAGUAGACAAUAGGGAUGGGGAAGAAUACACACAUACAUAGUGACGAAGAAAUAUAUUUAACCCGUUAUGUCAGUAUUUCCCAUUGAAACUUGAUAAUUCACUUUCCUGUUGUUGUUAACGUGCACAUACUGUACAUUACAUAGAAGUGGAUGAAAAUUCAUGAAUAAAUACUUUGAAUUUCCCUAGUGUUGAAGGACGUUAAUGUACCUUUUCUUGCCAGGAAGAUGAAAAAAAUCAAGGUGGUAGGAUGUUUGAAUUUGAAGGAAAGAAGCUGCUUUCUGUCAGCACCCCGUGGUUGGUUAGACCUGUGUUAACUGGUCAGCACUCCACGCACCUGCUGGGGGCUUCUGACAGCCACAGACUGAAGCUUGAUGAAAACAGAGUAUUUACUUUGUCCCAUGUCCCACUACAACCUGGAUUUGUUGCUAGCUCUCAAGAAACUUCAAUAUAUUAAAAAUUCAACUCACUUGAUUAAAGUGCAGGUGGAUAGAUCUUUUUAUAAAGCAUCUUGUUACCAUAAGCCCUUUAGUGGCAAUUUAAAAGCAAGGCUGAGGUUAAGUCAGCCAGUUCUGACAUGUCCUGGUACCCUCUCUUAUUCCCCUUCCCUAACACUGAGGACUCUAGAAAGAGAGAGCCAGAACUCAGAAGUCACACUGAAGCUGUCUCUAGCCUGAAUCUUACUCAGUUUGACAGAGCUUCCUGCCAAAAAGUGAUAAACUGCCUAUGAUAUAGUUAUAUCUCCUUCCAAUCCCUGAAUCACAUCCAUUUUCUAAUUUUAGAAAGAUGAGAGAGUUCUUCAGAUUCACCCGUAUCCACCUGCUCCCCCAGCACCAGACAGUGGGCAUGUCUGGAUGGAUGGCUACAGUUAUGGGUAAAUGUUGUAACUGUCAAAAUAGGAAAACUCAGAAAGCCCAGACCUAAGAAACCUGACCUUGAGGCUAACCAAACAAUCGUUAUGGACCUAGAUGCUGUUGAAAAGGUUUACAGGUGCUCUGUGGUUGCACUAAUGCACAAUCACUGCCAUUGAAGAGGGGAAAUGUAUCUAAAUAUAUUUUCGUGUGAUGUACUAAUUUGCUGAUUUUUCUGUACAGUUUGCAUGAAAUCUUUAGGUGGUGUAGUUUCCCACUGCAUUUGUCAAUCUGUAUGAAUCGAGUUGUUAAAUGCAUUUAAAAUAAUGUUACGUAAUUACAUUCCCAAGUGUUCUGCAUUAGAAACACUUGGAGAACUUCUGUUAUUUUAUGUUUGAUAAUAAUUAAUAUUAAGUAAAGACUUAAUUUCUUAUUAUACUGGAUCAAAAGAACUAUAUGCAACUGUACCCUAAAAAUAUUUAUUUAGCUUUAUAAAUAAAUAAAUAACACUGCUUCGGUUUUUCGGGUAAAAACACUGCUUAAGUACCAAGAUGAUUCUUUGGUACCUGGACUCAACAUGAGUGAUUGGAAUUUUUUAACCUGAAAUGACUCCCUGGAACCAUCUGGUUUAACCCUUUCAUUUUACAUGUUAGAAAACUAAGGCUCAGAGACUUAGAGUUGUUCAUGCUUGUAAGUUACUUAGUAGGAGGGCCAGGAUAAAAAUACAGAUCUAAUUACAACUAA